AUAGUGUUAUCGCACAUUUGCAUUUUUGGAAAUUUGAAGAUUCGUUCCUCUCCAAACUUUUCGACAAUCCACCAGAUUCCAGCAAUUGUGCGGCCAAUCUAUCAAGAUGGUAAGUUGAUCAUCACCAAACGAUCCGCUACAUUUGUAGCAGACGACAUCCCCAAGAUGCAGCUACAGACCUGAAAGCUUCCUUUUCCUCGCAUGAGCAGAAACGCUCCAAGUCUAUUGCAAGAUGUUCGGAUCUUGUAUCUGAAAUGCCAAUUGCUGACUCGAGGAUGACAGCCUUUCACCAAGCUGGUUAAGAACUCGGCGUACUACAGGUAAGUUCAAUCCAUGGUUAAUUUUGAAUAUCGAAUAAUUAAAAAACUAACAAAAUCUUCUCAGUCGCUACCAAACCAAGUAUAAGCGCCGUCGUUCCGGAAAGACCGAUUACUACGCACGAAAGCGUCUCAUCACCCAGGCCAAGAACAAGUACAAUGCACCAAAAUACCGUCUCGUCGUUCGAUUCACCAACCGCGACAUUGUCAUGCAAAUCGUAACCUCCGAGAUCACUGGUGACAAAGUCUUCUGCGCUGCCUACUCCCACGAACUCAAGGCUUAUGGCAUUGAGCACGGUCUUACCAACUGGGCCGCUGCUUACUGCACUGGUCUUCUUAUCGCCCGUCGUGUCCUCGCCAAGCUCGGUAUGGACAAGGACUUUACUGGUGUUGAAGAGGCUGAUGGAGAGUACACACUCACUGAGGCUUCCGAGGGUGAUGAGUCCCGACGACCAUUCAAGGCCUUCCUCGAUGUUGGUCUUCACCGAACCUCCACUGGUGCCCGUAUUUUCGGUGCCAUGAAGGGUGCCUCUGACGGUGGUAUCCUCGUUCCUCACUCCGAGAACCGUUUCCCAGGUUACGACAUGGAGACCAAGGAGCUUGACGCUGAGACCCUCCGAAAAUACAUUUACGCUGGACACGUCGCUGAGUACAUGGAGACCUUGGCCGAUGACGAUGAGGAGCGAUACAAGUCCCAAUUCCAGGGCUAUAUCGAUGAUGAGAUAGAGGCUGAUGGAUUGGAGGAAUUGUACCAGGAGGCUCAUAAGGCCAUCCGUGAGGACCCACACAAGAAGGUCGACGAUGCUGGUGAGAAGAAGUCCAAGGACGAGUACAAGAAGGAGUCACUCAAGUACAAGGGACGCAAGUUGAGCAAGGCCGAGAAGAUGGAGAGAGUCAAGACCAGAAUUGCCGAGAUCAAGGAAUCAUCAUAGAUUCUGGUUUAUGUUUUCGGUUUUGUCCCUGGAGUGCCUGGUUCUGUGUAAUAGGAUUUUCG
Molecule: messenger RNA, 1311 nt
Organism: Hymenoscyphus albidus
Lineage: Eukaryota; Fungi; Ascomycota; Leotiomycetes; Helotiales; Helotiaceae
Source: the annotation of a GenBank genome assembly